UUACUUUCAUUGACACCCACUACAUACAGUAUAAAAGAAUAAUAUGUGCCUACUCCUGGCACUAAGCUUUGGGUACUAUCCAACCGUAAGGAUGUACACGCUACAAAUCCUGGUGCUAAGCUUCCUCUGUUUAUUGGGCAGUUCGGUGACAGCUGAAAAAGAAGCUUCUGAUGGGUACCGGACUCCUGAUUUCUGUAAAGGGAUAAAGUGUCCCAGGUAUCGAGUGGUGAAGAAAUAUAAAGGUUUUGAGCUUAGAGCAUAUGAGCCAACAAACUGGGUAACAACCAAUAUAGAUUGGAGUCGUGAUGACCAUGACAUUAAGAGUGGAUAUUUUCGUCUCUACCAGUAUAUCAAUGGAUCAAAUGCAAAAGGUAUAUUAGUGGAGACAGGACAACCUUUGAUGAUAUUUGUUCCAUUAAAGGAAAAUAAACGCGCUUCCAUGUCAUUUUUCCUGCCACCUGAAGUGAAUGUUCCUGAACCGUCAGAGAACGUUUUCCUACAAACUUUUGCUGAAAUGUCCUUAUAUGUUAGAACAUUUACGAGUCCUGCACUAGAUAUUGAUUUUAAGAAAAAUGGAAACAUUCUAGCGAGAAAGUUGGUUUCCCAGGAAAAAACAUUUGAUGAUUCAUUUAUUGGAUGCGUUGUCUAUGAUCCAGAGACAAUCCCCCAUCGUAAUGAAGUGUUUUUUAAGGCGCAAUAGCCUGCAUACGUUAUAGAAAUUUAAUUGGAUUAAUAUCCUGU
Messenger RNA from Pelobates fuscus (common spadefoot toad), 741 nucleotides. Its product is annotated as heme-binding protein 2-like. The transcript is spliced from 4 exons. Gene Ontology annotation, molecular function: heme binding. NCBI's taxonomy places the organism in Eukaryota, Metazoa, Chordata, Amphibia, Anura, Pelobatidae. Gene Ontology annotation, cellular component: cytoplasm. Bases 44 to 700 code for a protein of 218 amino acids. The record is from RefSeq and is a predicted model, not a curated record.